CCGUCAACAGAUUGCCUCGCUUCUCCGAGUAUAUAAGAAGCUGAUUCAAGCGUCUCUUGCGUGCUAAACUUACAAACGAGCGCGCUACUUUUGACUGGCUUCGUCGACAGGAUUCAGGAACCAGGGUACUCUAUAAAAUGGCUCUCAUGUCCGCCGCUGCGUACAUUCCGCUGCUAUGUGCCUGCUCGUUGAUGCUCACGAGCUCCGUGGAAGCUUUUUCUAACGUGCUGCUGCAAGGUUCAACUAUGUUUUCUGAGCAAUAUCUUGCUCAGGGACCAUAUCAGUUCAAAAUGCAAGAGGACUGCAACCUCGUGUUGUACAAGAACGGGCAACCACUCUGGGCGACCGAUACCGGUGGUCUAGGCCGCGACUGCGAGUUCAGACUGAAGAAAAAUGGAAACGCAGUACUCUACACUGGCUAUGACAACGCCUUGUUUGAGUCCAAGACUGCGGACAUGAACAACGGGGCUCACUACAUAAUAAUGCAGUGUGAUGGCAACGUGGUGAUGUACACUGCAGAAGGGAGCCCGAUUUGGGCGACCAUGACAAACGGAAAAGUCCAGGUCAUCGAUCUCGGCUCACCUCCAACUCCAACCGUGAACUCCACCUCGUCGGCUGUCAUCAAGUCUGUGAGAGGAGGACGUUCUCACUAGUGAGGUGAGAAGGAGAAAUCCUUCUGUCAGUCACCAUCUGAAGAAGGAAACCUACUCGGAAUAUGGCAGAUCCAAAUGGUUAUGUUAUUCUAGUAUUUCUGGGGUUGGAUUUGCGGUUAUUGAUCUAGUAUACAGAUGAAGAUGGUUAAAAGUUUGCUAAAUAAUCGUACGAAUCUGGGGAUCAGGAUAUAGACCUUCUCAGAUUUCUGUACACAUCUUUACUCUGGUAUAAUCUAAGUGUGCAUUUGAGAUGUGAGAUUUCCAUCCAUCACCCAGUUGAGAAUGUGGUAAGGUAUCAAGGAUUUAUGAGAAUGUGGUGAGGUGUUAACGAUUUAUGGCGAUUUGUAGUCUGGGAAUUUUGAAUCUGUCACUUUAAAGAGUAAAACAUCAUCCAUGCAACGAGUGGGGUCAAGAAGAGGAGCGCGAAAACUUGUGCAGGUAGCCAUGGCUCCUAACUUAUGUAUUUGCAUGCAAUCAGACUUGCACGUGAUUUGUGGAGUGUGAUUUGCAUGACGUUCAUUUAAAGGGAACACAUCGAACCAGCCCAAACUUAGUAAGAACUGCUGCUCUUAAUGUAGCUACUUGUGAACUACUCAAUUAAGUGUUACGCUGAACACACACAAAAAGGCCUGUGACUGGCUUGCCUUGUAGCACGAUUACUGGCCUAGUGGUUAAAAACUAUGUCA
This is a messenger RNA of Marchantia polymorpha subsp. ruderalis, 1339 nucleotides long. The record is from the annotation of a GenBank genome assembly. NCBI's taxonomy places the organism in Eukaryota, Viridiplantae, Streptophyta, Marchantiopsida, Marchantiales, Marchantiaceae.